Cygnus olor (mute swan) is the source of this 2620-nucleotide messenger RNA. It is a transcript of the gene DPYSL5, whose product is annotated as dihydropyrimidinase like 5. Gene Ontology annotation, cellular component: cytoplasm; cytosol. The record is from RefSeq and is a predicted model, not a curated record. Bases 104 to 1798 code for a protein of 564 amino acids. Gene Ontology annotation, molecular function: hydrolase activity, acting on carbon-nitrogen (but not peptide) bonds, in cyclic amides. The transcript is spliced from 13 exons. Lineage: Eukaryota; Metazoa; Chordata; Aves; Anseriformes; Anatidae.
GGGCUGGGCGGGCCGGGCCGGGCCGGGAUAUGACGUUCCGGCUCCUGUAGGGGCUGUCGUGUCGCCGCCGUAUCGCGACGGGCGGGACUAUCGCGACAGAGCCAUGCUCGCCAACGCGGCCACCAUGCGGAUCCUCAUCAAGGGGGGGAAGGUGGUGAACGACGACUGCACGCUGGAGGCGGACGUCUACAUCGAGAACGGCAUCAUCCAGCAAGUCGGCCGCGAGCUCAUGAUCCCUGGCGGGGCCAAGGUCAUCGACGCCACCGGCAAGCUCGUCAUCCCGGGCGGCAUCGACACCAGCACCCACUUCCACCAGACGUUCAUGAACGCCACCUGCGUGGAUGACUUCUACCAUGGCACCAAGGCAGCCCUGGUGGGAGGGACGACGAUGAUCAUCGGCCACGUGCUGCCCGACAAGGAGACCUCGCUGCUGGACGCCUACGAGAAGUGCCGCAGCCUGGCCGACCCCAAGGUCUGCUGCGACUACGCCCUGCACAUGGGCAUCACUUGGUGGGCGCCCAAGGUGAAGGCAGAGAUGGAGACGCUGGUGCGGGAGAAGGGGGUGAACUCCUUCCAGAUGUUCAUGACCUACAAGGACCUGUACAUGCUGCGGGACAGCGAGCUCUACCAGGUCUUCCGCGCCUGCCGUGACUUCGGGGCCAUCGCCCGGGUGCACGCUGAGAACGGCGAGCUGGUGGCCGAGGGAGCCAAGGAGGCGCUGGAGCUGGGCAUCACGGGGCCGGAGGGCAUCGAGAUCAGCCGGCCUGAAGAGCUGGAGGCCGAGGCCACGCACCGCGUCAUCACCAUCGCCAACAGGACCCACUGCCCCGUCUACCUGGUGAACGUCUCCAGCAUGUCGGCCGGGGACGUCAUCGCCAACGCCAAGAUGCAAGGGAAGGUGGUGUACGCGGAGACGACCACGGCGCACGCCACGCUCACCGGGCUGCACUACUACCACCAGGACUGGUUCCACGCCGCCGCCUACGUGACGGUGCCGCCCCUGCGCCUGGACACCAACACCUCCGCCUACCUCAUGAGCCUGCUCGCCAACGACACCCUGAACGUCGUGGCCUCCGACCACCGGCCCUUCAGCACCAAGCAGAAGGCCAUGGGCAAGGAGGACUUCACCAAGAUCCCACACGGUGUCAGCGGGGUGCAGGACCGCAUGAACAUCAUCUGGGAGCGGGGCGUGGUCGGGGGCAAGAUGGACGAGAACCGCUUCGUGGCCGUGACCAGCUCGAACGCCGCCAAGCUGCACAACCUGUACCCCCGCAAGGGCCGGAUCAUCCCCGGGGCCGACGCCGACGUCGUGGUGUGGGACCCCGAGGCCACCAAGACCAUCUCGGCCAGCACCCAAGUGCAGGGCGGGGAAAUCAACCUGUACGAGAACAUGCGCUGCCACGGGGUGCCCCUGGUCACCAUCAGCCGCGGGCGCGUGGUCUACGAGAACGGCGUCUUCAUGUGCGCCGAGGGCACCGGCAAGUUCUGCCCCCUCCGCUCCUUCCCGGACUCCGUCUACAAGAAGCUGGUGCAGCGGGAGAAGAGUUUAAAGCUCAGGGGCGUGGAUCGCACCCCGUACCUGGGGGACGUGGCCGUGGUUGUGCAUGCAGGGAAAAAAGAGACGGGGACGCCCCUUGCAGAUACGCCCACCCGGCCUGCCACGCGACACGGGGGCAUGAGGGACCUGCACGAGUCCAGCUUCAGCCUGUCCGGUUCGCAGAUCGAUGACCACGUUCCAAAGCGAGCUUCGGCCCGGAUUCUCGCUCCCCCCGGAGGCCGGUCUAGCGGCAUUUGGUAAAGCCGGGGACCUGUCCCCCAACUGAGGACGCGGGCGCCGGGCCCCGCGCCCCCCCCGCUCGGCACCGGCCGGGCCGCGGCCCCUCCGCUGGGGCUCCCCCCGUGCCCACCACCCCGGCGGAUUUGGGGGGACCCUGCCCGGCCCCGUCCUGCCCGGUGGGGGCCGUGCUGGGGGCGCCCGCAGCGUCAGCCCUGCGCCGGGGGACCCCCAGUGCCGGGCUCCUGGAGCCGAGCCGGGGGCCCGGGGGGGGCCGAGCCCCCCGCCCAUGGGCCGGGGGCAGGAGGUGGGCCCGCCCCGUCCCUUUUCUGUUUGCACGUUGGGUUUGGAUCAGUGAUUUUUUGACUUGUUUGUGCAUCACGUGGAAAUACUCUGAAGUGGUUUGUGUCACUAGAGUUAGGGGAGACACGGGAGAAGCAGGGACCCUACCCCCCACACACACCCCUCCGGCCCCCCGGGACCCCCGCCCGCCCCCCCUGCCCUCAGUGCCGCCCACCGGCACGCGCGCGUGCACAUGCGUGCGCACCCUGCACGCCCGGUGCCGGCGGGCUCCCUGCCCCCCUCCGACCCCGCUGCGUCCCCCGGGGCCGCCGGUGCCCCCAUCCCCAUCACACCAUGGUGCUACCGGGGGGGCCGCCGCCCCCCGCCGCCCCCUGCGCCCCCGUCCCCCGGGGUAGUGUGAAAUGUGAAAUGUGGCUCGUGCACUUUGUCCCCAUAGUUGGUCCUGUAGGCGUGCGGGGUCCGCCCCGCGUAGCUGCGGCCGCCCCGCGCGGUGCCGCUCCGUUUGCUCAUUAAAACCCGUUCUCACCGCGCCCGGCCUCGCUG